This is a messenger RNA of Eimeria mitis, 2487 nucleotides long. RefSeq lists its product as uncharacterized. The record is from RefSeq and is a predicted model, not a curated record. NCBI's taxonomy places the organism in Eukaryota, Apicomplexa, Conoidasida, Eucoccidiorida, Eimeriidae. The transcript is spliced from 16 exons. The coding region runs from base 1 to 2487 and encodes 828 amino acids. Gene Ontology annotation, cellular component: vesicle; cytoplasm; myosin complex. Gene Ontology annotation, molecular function: actin filament binding; ATP binding; microfilament motor activity. Gene Ontology annotation, biological process: vesicle transport along actin filament; actin filament organization.
AUGACAGACAAACCGGAGCCCGAGGCCAAAACGGCGGCCUCGCUGGUCAAGAAAGGUUCUGCAGUCGUGUAUAUGCAGAAUGACGUUGCGGUUUCCAAAGUUGAAGUGUGGGCGAUGAAUGCCCCUGCAGUCAAAAGCGAUCCUGAUCUGAUGUUCGCUCUUUGUUCCGUCGAGGCGUCAUCCACUGCCAGUAAACUCAUGUUGAAGCAAAAAGAACCACCUAGCAACGAGGUGUUUGAGGCUAAACCCGGUCAAGUGUUCAAUGCAAAUACUAACUUGGAUCCUAUGGCCUACACGGACAUUGGCACGAUCCCCCACCAGAAUAUUCCGUGCGUGUUAGAUUUCUUGCGCGUUCGUUACAUGAACAAGGUGAUGUAUACGGCGGUGGAGCCGCUGAUUGUGGCCAUUAAUCCUUUCCAAGAUUUGCGUAACGGAACACCUGAAGUCAUUGCUCAGUACCGUGACGCAGCCGAUUGCGACAAACUGCCACCGCACAUAUUUCAAAUAUCGAGACGUGCGGUGGACAACCUGCAUGGGGUUAAGAAAAGCCAAACGAUUGUCGUAUCAGGAGAAUCGGGCGCCGGAAAAACAGAAACGACAAAACAGUUAAUGAAAUACUUCGCAAGCGCAAGAUCAGGGAACUUAGACGCAAGGAUUCAACAAGCCAUCAUGGCAGCUAAUCCUGUGCUCGAGGCCUUCGGAAACGCGAAGACCGUCCGCAACAACAACAGCAGUCGGUUCGGGCGUUUCAUGCAGCUGGAUGUGGCCAAGGGAGGAGGCAUUCGCCACGGCUCCGUGCUCGCGUUUUUGUUGGAAAAGAGCAGAAUCCUGACCCAAGACCGGAACGAGCGCUCUUAUCAUAUCUUCUACCAAAUGCUCAAAGGAAGCACACCCCAAAUGAAGGAACGCUACAAGCUGCUAGACUGCAGCAAGUACCAAUUUUUGAACCCGCACUGUGUAGACGCUCCCGGAGUUGACGACCUCAGUGAAUUUGAAUCUGUAGUAAAGGCUUUCGAAUCCAUGGGCCUGAAGGAAGAACAGCGGCACACCAUUUGGUCGGUGGUGUCAGGCGUUUUACUGCUCGGCAAUGUGACAGCAGUCGGGAAGAAAGAGGCUGGAGUGGACAACGCUGCUGUUAUAACGGGUGAUAGCGCUCGCGUGCUGAAGGACGCCUGCGACCUGUUGUUCUUAGACGCUGAAAGAGUUAUGACAGAGUUAACAGUUAAAGUUACAUACGCCGGAAACAACAAAAUCGAAGGACGCUGGACAGUUGAGGACUCGGACAUGCUCCGUGGCUCUCUAGCCAAGGCAGUGUAUGAGAAAUUGUUUCUUUGGAUUAUUCAGGCGCUUAACUCGACCAUAGAGCCCGCAGGCGGAUUCCAAACAUUUAUGGGACUUUUGGAUAUAUUCGGCUUCGAAGUCUUCCAGAACAACUCUCUUGAGCAGUUAUUCAUCAACAUCACAAAUGAAAUGCUUCAAAGCACAUUUACCGAGGUGGUGUUUGCACGGGAAAGCGCCCUUUACAAAAGCGAAGGGAUUACAGCGAAAGACAUCGAGUUCACCACCAACAACGAAGUGAUCAGCGUGCUGAUAGACAAGGGAAGCUCUAUUCUCAGCAUCCUUGAAGACCAGUGCUUGGCACCCGGCGGCAGCGACGAAAAGCUCGUUAGCACCUGUUGCACGAAGCUAAAAUCCAACUCGAAGUUUGUGCCAGCCAAGCUCGACGCUCACAGCGCCUUCUUUGUAAAGCAGUCGAUUGGAACGAUCAAAUAUAAUGCACAAGGAUUUAUAUUCAAGAAUAAAGAUGUUCUAAGGCCGGAAAUGGUCGAAGUCGUGCAGGCCUCGGGGAAUCCAGUGGUGCGGGCACUCUUUGAAGGAGUGAAGGUUGAGAGAGGAAAGAUGGCAAAGGGAUCUUUGAUCGGGUCUCAGUUCUUAGCACAACUCAACAAACUCAUGACUCUGAUUGGCUCAACGGAAGCUCACUUUAUCAGGUGCGUGAAGCCCAACGAAGAGAAGAAGCCCUUGAUGUGGGUUCAGAGCAAGGUGCUCAUUCAGCUGCAUGCACUCUCCAUCAUCGAAGCGCUGCAACUGCGUCAGCUUGGAUAUUCGUAUCGGCGCCAAUUCCAGGAAUUUGUGGAACAGUUUCAAUUUAUUGAUUUAAGCGCGGCGAAGACGGCCGACAAACGCGCCGCUACGGAAGCGAUAAUUGCGGCGGCAAAACUGGAAAACGGUGCAUACGCGUUAGGAAAAACAAUGGUGUUCUUGAAGCCAGAAAGUGCUAAGUACUUGGUACACUUGCAACGCACACGCCUGUCGGCCUGGGGCCCCCUUAUCGGAGUCCUGGAGGCAAUCUACCGCGUUUGCUGUGCGCGACGCGACGAUGGCGUUGCUGUUGUAGACUUCUUGAAAGGCAAACCGCCACAGCUUUUCUUUGCUUCUUAUGAUGCGGCGUCUCUCAAGGAAGCUGCACCAUCAAGGCCUUGGUAA